Molecule: messenger RNA, 3091 nt
Organism: Zingiber officinale
Lineage: Eukaryota; Viridiplantae; Streptophyta; Magnoliopsida; Zingiberales; Zingiberaceae
Exons: 10
Coding region: 138-2732 (864 amino acids)
Source: RefSeq, a predicted model, not a curated record
UUCUCCCUGUCUUUAUCUCCGUCCGGCGAUUUCUUACCUGACUGAGAGUUUAUCCUCCUUCUCGCCAUCCUCCUCCUCCACCUCCCAGGAACACCAACAAACCCUAGACAAUUCUCACUUCGAUCUCGAUCCACGCCAUGGCAUCAUCCUUGAUGUGCCCGUCGUCCCCCAACUCUCUCCGCCUCAGACUCGGCUUCCGCUGCCGCGACUCCUCCUCCUCCUUCCUCCGAGUUCGUUUCCGCCCUUCUAAUCGUCGCCUCGUGGUAUCUUCCGUUGCCGGAGAGUCGGAAGGGGGUGGAGGCGCAGGGUGGGCUUGGAAUGUAUCUGAUGCCUCGCUAGAUGCUUUCGCCGGUUGGUCCGACGCGGGGAGCGGCGCAGAAGAGUCCAAGAAAAAGAAGGGGAUUCGAGAUGUGAUGGGAUUAACACUAGUUGGAUCUCUCUUUGCUGCUGGAGUUGCAUUCACAACAUUAGUUUAUAUCAAUAAAAAUCUGUCUGGGACCAAGAAUCGAGUGGAUCCAUCAAAGGAGUUCACGACUUCGUAUGAUACAAGGACAGAAGGUGAUCAAGUUAGCAACGAUUUUGAUGUGAUUUUGACUGAAAAAGAUGACAUGACCAGUAACUUCCAUGAAGACAAUGAGACAGGUACAAGCAAAGAUUUGCCUCUUAAAUAUGUUUCUGGAGAUAUUAGUGAGAGCAGAUAUGAUUACGUGCAGAAAUUGGAAAGUACAUUGUUAGAAAAUGUUAGAUCUGUUGGGGGAUCUCUAAGUCUAAAUGAUGUAGAAUUGGUGAAAGAUGCCGAUCGGAAUAACUUUCUGCAGUCACCUAUAACGGACUGCACUAAUUGUCCAGUUGUGCCAGACAUUAGUGAACAAGUUUUACUAGAAAAGCUUGUCAAAUCAGAUCUCGAUAUUGUCGAAGAACAGAUGCUCGAGUAUGAUUCAGUUAGUGUUUCAAAAGGACAUAACUUAGGUGCCAGUGGCUUUUCUGCUGCAUAUUCUGUACCAUUAUCUACAUAUGUGUGUCAAAAAAAACAACCUAAUUCAGAGUGUGACAAUGAAAUUGAUAGAUCUUCAUUUAUUAAGCCACUUUUACCUGAGAAAUCUUUCUCCCUUUCUGGUAUACCUGCUCCUCUCGAUCCUGCAGUUCAACAGGUACUCCCUGGAAAGGUUUUGGUUCCUGGAAUUAUUGAUCAGGUUCAGGGGCAAGCGCUUGCAGCAUUGCAGGUUUUGAAGAUCAUUGAGGUUGAUGCUCAACAAGGUGAUUUUUGUUCUCGACGUGAGUAUGCUCGUUGGCUGGUAUCUGCAAGCAAUGUCUUUGCAAGGAGUGCUUUUUCAAAAGUGUAUCCAGCAAUGUACAUAGAAAAUGUGACUGAACUUGCAUUUGAUGACGUGACACCAGAAGAUCCUGAUUUUCCUUCUAUUCAAGGCUUGGCUGAAGCUGGACUGAUUUCUAGCAAGCUGUCAAAACAAGGCUCUGUCAAUAAAUGUGAUGACUGUAAUCUUUUCUCUCCUGAAUGCCCUGUUUCACGUCAGGAUCUUGUUAGCUGGAAGAUGGCAUUAGAAAAGCGGCAACUUCUGAAAGUUGACAAAAAUAAAUUGUACCAGUCCACUGGCUAUAUAGACAUUGACAAGAUAAAUCCAGAUGCUUGGCCUGCUUUGUUAGCCGACUUUUCAGCAGGAGAACAAGGAAUCACUGCUCUUGCUUUCGGUUAUACUAGAUUAUUUCAACCUGAGAAACCUGUGACAAAAGCACAAGCUGCCAUUGCGAUUGCAACUGGUGAUGCUGCUGAGGUUGUUGGCGAGGAGCUUGCUCGUAUUGAAGCAGAAUCAUUGGCAGAAAUUGCUGUGAAUGCUCAUACUGAUUUGGUGUCACAAGUGGAAAAAGAUAUUAAUGCCAGCUUUGAGAAAGAGCUUGCCAGGGAAAGGCAGAAGACAAAGGCCUUGGAGAAGUUGGCGGAAGAGGCAAGGCUGGAAUUGGAUAGACUAAGGAAGCAGAAAGAGGAGGAAAAAUAUGCUUUGCAAAGGAGUCAUGCUGCUGUUGAGUCUGAAAUGGAAUUCAUUGCAAGGCUAAAACAUGAGGUGGAAGAACAAUUAGAGAGCCUAAUAAGUAAGAAGCUGGAGAUGGCUUCUGAGAGGGAUAGAAUGAACCAACUUCGCAAGGAAUUAGAAAGCGAGAACCAGGUCAUUGCUAGGUUACAGUAUGAGCUGGAGGUUGAGAGAAAGGCUUUGUCCAUGACCAGGGUAUGGGCAGAGGAAGAGGCAAAACGAGCAAGAGAGCACAUGAGAGCUUUGGAGGAAGCAAGGCAGCAGUGGGAAAGGCAUGGCAUCAAAGUCAUAGUAGAUGGAGACCUCCAAGAUGAUGCAUCCAUUAUUACUACAUGGCUUACUGCUGCAGAACAACCACCCGUCAAUGAGGCCAUUGGUCGAGGAGAGAAUUUGAGGAUGAAGUUGAAAGAAAUGGCUGCUGAGAUGAAACUUCGAUCUUCAUUUGUUAUUGACAAAAUCAGCCAGAAGAUUCUUGCUUUAAUUUCAGCUUUGAAGCUGCAAGUCGCAAAGGCCUCUGAGCAAGUUAUCAAGAUCCAGAAUGCUGGAGUUUCUAAAGCUGCAGUUAUGAUGAAUGAUUUGAAGGAGAAUGCAUCAGGGAUCAACAGAGUUAUCAGCCAUAGAGCCAGGAGAGUUGUUGAGGACUGCAAAGGCAGUGUUGGAAAAAUCACACAGAAAUUCAAGGCAUGAGAGAAUCAAUGAGAAUAACUUCAUUCUUGGUCUUGAUUUAUAUGCACCAGAUGAGACCUUAAAUCAAACUUCAUCACUUUGGAGAUAAGAGAAUAGAAGAUCCAAUAAAGUUCGAGUUCCAAAAUAACUCCUCCGGGAGUUUUUUCUUUAACUUGCACAUAUGUUACCAAUUUUUUAACAGUAUACGUCUCUAGCAGCUACAAUUUUGUUAGCUUCAACCAUGCUACAGGAUGUAGGUUCGUUUACGUUAUGAUCGAUCAUGUCCUUAGGACAUGUACCACAUCAUAGCCGGUGGAGAUUCCCGAAUUGAAUGCUUUUAUCAAUGUGAUAGAAUUGGUAAAAAUCCUUUUAUAUCUUCA